Molecule: messenger RNA, 1012 nt
Organism: Phytophthora infestans T30-4
Lineage: Eukaryota; Oomycota; Peronosporomycetes; Peronosporales; Peronosporaceae
Product: protein phosphatase, putative
Exons: 4
Coding region: 29-1012 (327 amino acids)
Source: RefSeq, a predicted model, not a curated record
CCGCACAGAGCAACUGCCACUAGGCAUCAUGCUGCACCGACUUGGCCGCCGCUCGACUGCCACUUCCGCCCAGCGGUCACUGCGCCGAUCAGCCAUGACGCCACCGCAGCGCCAAUCCUUUCAUUUCAGCUCGUCAGCACGCAAGCCGGCAUCUUUGGAUGCUCAGAACCGCGUAGCUGGUGCUGCCUCCUUUUUCCUGGACGCCAAGGCCGUUUGCAAGGGCAAGCGCUGUGCAUUGGGCAAGAACAACAGCGGUAUUGGAGCUAACCCGGCCACAUGCGGGGAGGAUUCGUUCUUCCUCACACCUGACGUGGUGGGCGUGGCUGACGGCGUCGGUGGUUGGAACGAGAACGGCGUGGAUCCAGGCAAGAUAUCGCGCUCGCUAAUGCGCAACGCGGCAUUAUUUGUGCAGCAGCAGACGGCCAAUAGCGAGAGUGCCACCACGCAACAGGUUCUGGCUCACGGCUACAAGCAGGCGCUGCUGGAUGACGAGGUGGAGGCGGGUAGCACGACAGCCUGUAUCGUGAGACUGAAGCAGUCGUCUGAGGGCAAACCCGUGCUUGAGUACUCGAACCUCGGAGAUUCUGGCUUCGUGGUCAUCCGCAACGGCGAGAUAAUCUUCCGCAGUAAAUUUCAGUAUUAUGGACGUGCUCCGUACCAACUGGCAAAGAUCCCUCUGCGGUUUAAGCAGUAUGGUGCUAUUGAGAAUCACCCUGAUGAUGCGGACUCGGGUGAGAUUGACGUGCAAGACGGAGACCUCGUUGUACUAGCCACUGAUGGUGUUUGGGACAACUUCGCCCCCGACCUCCAGAAAGCUCCUUCGCAGUUCCCGCCGAUGCUCUCCUGGCGAAGAUAUUGGUCAGGUGAACUCGCAUCUUUUGUGGAUGUUAUUGCAGAGAACCCCGACAAGGCUGCCGAAAAUAUCGUCCUGGCCUCGCUCCGCCACAACCUUAAGCCCGACGACAUCACUGUCGUCGUGGCAAAGGUAGUCGUGAUGGCAUCAAAGCUGUAG